Messenger RNA from Agrilus planipennis (emerald ash borer), 1437 nucleotides. Its product is annotated as maltase 1-like. The transcript is spliced from 7 exons. Gene Ontology annotation, biological process: carbohydrate metabolic process. The record is from RefSeq and is a predicted model, not a curated record. NCBI's taxonomy places the organism in Eukaryota, Metazoa, Arthropoda, Insecta, Coleoptera, Buprestidae. The annotation marks the transcript as partial.
AACAAUCGGUCACACGUAACCAUGAGUGUGUUAAAAAUAGUGAUCCUUUUCACUAGUUUACUUCACAGCUUAAUUGAAGCUGAAGUUAUUUACAAUGGUAGUUCUACGGCUAAGGACGAUUGGUGGAAACAUACAACAUUCUAUCAGAUUUAUCCUCGAUCCUUCAAAGAUAGUGAUGGCGAUGGACUGGGCGAUUUGAAUGGUAUUAUUAGUAAAUUACAAUAUCUGGUAGAUGCUGGAAUAACGGCUACAUGGCUUUCGCCAAUUUCUAAAUCUCCUGGAGUCGACGCUGGAUAUGAUAUUAGUGAUUUUAGAGAUAUUGAUGAAAAAUUCGGUACCAUGAGUGAUUUCGAUCGGCUUAUUAAGGCAGCCCACGAACUUGGCAUAAAAGUUAUUUUGGACUUUGUUCCGAAUCAUGCCAGCUAUCAACACGUGUGGUUCCAGUUAUCGAAAAACAGAACUAAGGGGUACGAAGACUAUUUCAUUUGGAAAAAGGGCUAUAAUUCAACAACACCUCCUAAUAAUUGGCUGUCUAGAUUCGAUUAUUCCGCCUGGGAAUAUGUAGCCGAGAGAGACGAAUAUUAUUACCAUCAAUUUACCACUUCACAACCUGAUUUGAACUUCAGAAAUCCUAAAGUUGUACAAGAAAUGAAUAACGUGCUGACUUUUUGGUUGGAUAAGGGCGUAGAUGGGUUCAGAAUCGACGCGGUUCGCGCUUUCUUCGAACAUCCUGAUUUCAAAGAUGAACCGCUCGCUGAUGAUUACGAAAACUACAAACCGUAUGAGUACAAUUAUCUCAAUCAUAUUUAUACUACAGAUCAACCGGAAAAUAUAGAAAUGAUUUAUCAGUGGAGGGAAGUUGUUGACAAUUACCAAAAACAGAACGGAGGAGAAACCAGGGUGCUUAUGACCGAAGCAUAUUCAGGAAUUAACAUUAUUAUGCAACAUUACGGUAAUGGAACAGUUGAAGGAGCACAUUUCCCUUUCAAUUUUUUUGUUAUAACCGAAACAAGGUAUGACAGUACUGCCAAUGACAUCAUUUCAGUAAUAAAGAAAUGGUUUCACAAUCUGCCAAGCGGACAUGUAGCUAAUUGGGUGUUGGGAAAUCACGAUAGAGAUAGAGUAGCCACCCGUCUUGGAGUUGAGAAUGCAGACGGAUACAAUAUGCUGGUAGCCCUUCUACCAGGGAUAGCUGUUACUUAUUNUUUAGGAAAUCACGAUAGAGAUAGAGUAGCCACCCGUCUUGGUGUUGAGAAUGUAGAUGGUUACAAUAUGCUGGUAGGCCUUCUACCAGGUAUAGCUGUCACUUACAACGGAGAAGAAAUUGGGAUGGAAAAUGGAGAGAGGGUCGAAGGGAAGCCCUGGACUCUGACUAACGAGGGUCAUUCGACGGAACAAAAACCGAACCGACAGUCCGGGAUUAUGAAAAUGAAGCGG